AAACGAUCAGGAUCAAGCUCCUGAUUGAGUUGGAUGAAAUAGUAUCCUCGAUAAAAUGAGUUUUGGAGCGGAGAGACAGGAGCGUUGCAUAUGUGAAAUAGAUCCGGCAAGCCCCCCUUAGAAGCCCUAGCACGAGGCAAUGUAUAAAUGAAGAAAAAGAAACCUUCUCCAUUCUCCGGCACAUAAUACUGACAUCUAUGUGUUGGCAGAAUGUUACCCUACAGAUCCAAAUACAGAUACAAUAUUUGAAAUGUCAAGUGCUGGCGUACUGAUUCCUGAUACAAGGCAGGAUUGUGGCUAUACCUCCCUAUCAACACCCGCAUCCGCAUUUGAUAUUAAUGCAACCUCCUCAAUCCAAAAAAUCCAAAAAAUCCCCGCAGUUUCGAUACUGCACUUGCUUUGAGCCUUCAUCUUUAUAUUGCUAAGUUUAUAGGUAUGAGAUAAUUUCCAUUUGAUUGACAGCAUAUUGAUCAAUUUCGUUCUGGAAAUUUCUGGGAAUCUCCAGACUGGACUGAGGCCUCGACAUGAACCUUUGUAUAUUUUGUUCUUGGGGACCGCCGGGUCCGGAAAAUAUAGGAUAAAGAAUAGGGUAAGUUACGCAUACUUUAGGGUUGAUUGAAGGUGGCACGAUAACUGGAAACUAGAUCAUUUAUAAUCAACUCCUCCCGCAUAAUACUUUUUUCAACCCAACACCCGAAGAACUUUCCCAAAAGUCUGUCACUAUCGAUUCCGAACAACAUAUCAUGGAUAUCGCGAAAUUGGACAGUGAACAUGAUGUCUCGUGCAUGAGUUACAUAUUCGAUACGCUGAUGGAAUCAUACUGAUGUAUUCCAUCUGUUGGCCUGAAUCUUUCUCCGUGCUAGAAUCUCUCUGGACUUCCGUGAAACUGCUGAAAGUUCGGGAGAAAAAAGGUCCAUACGUUGAUGUAGUCAAGACUAUGAGUGAUUUGUGGGAGAAGAGAAGUGUGAAGACCGAAGAUGGAAAAGCGUUGACCCAGAGAUUGAACUGUGGGUUCGCAGAGUGGUAAAGAGAGUUUUAAGGAGAUUUCUAGCGUAGUUUUCUCGACGUGUCUGAAUAUUAUAGGCGUUUUGUCGACGGAUGCUCUGGUAAUUAUGGCCAUGAGAACCUGACUCGGGAAUAAUGCGAUAUUCGACACGGAUUUGUGGUAAAGCUAAUGAUUAAUUAUAUCCAUACAUACAAAGGAUGAUGAUGUAUCUAACCAUUCUUACUAGUGGUGUAAGGUUAACUAUCGGUUUUGUAGAGAAACAUAUUUCUGGAAUUUAAGAUGGACACA
Molecule: messenger RNA, 1294 nt
Organism: Sclerotinia trifoliorum
Lineage: Eukaryota; Fungi; Ascomycota; Leotiomycetes; Helotiales; Sclerotiniaceae
Source: the annotation of a GenBank genome assembly